AGUUGAAAUGGAUAUUUAUCAUACUACUGUUAAUGAAUUUUCUGCUUUGGGGCAAAUAUAUGAAUGGUGGAACAUUACAAGUGUUAGAGUAUUGUAUGUUUGGGAGGACAUGGAAAACAACAGGAUGCUCUUGUGGAUGAUAGAUCGCCAGAGAGAAAAAAUAUUAGCAAUCAUACCUCGCCAUUUAGUGCCCGGAUAUCGAAACAUGAAUCUGAAAGGAAAUGUAUUCUCUGUGCAACAUUUCCAAGUUGAUGAAUACCAUUUGGACAAUCAAUUGGAUAUCCACUUUAUCCAAUUGUGUCUACUGUCACAACUGUUUGCACAAGAUCAUACAAAUAAAAGAAGGCUUGUUGAUGUGGUUGGAAGAAUAGUAUGGGGAAAUCGAAUCAGACAGCUGCGAUCAUUUGAGUUAAUUCUCCAAGAUGAGACGGGGAACGUAACAAAGUUAUUGUUGUAUAACGUACCAGCAAACCUUAUGAUUAAGGUUAUUGUUGCAACAUACAACAAAUCCAUACUCUAUGUUUCUUGCAUGAAGCUGGUCCACAACAAUUUGGGUCAGUUAAAAAUAUGA
Lactuca saligna is the source of this 571-nucleotide messenger RNA. The record is from the annotation of a GenBank genome assembly. Lineage: Eukaryota; Viridiplantae; Streptophyta; Magnoliopsida; Asterales; Asteraceae.